Messenger RNA from Trichobilharzia szidati, 4013 nucleotides. The record is from the annotation of a GenBank genome assembly. NCBI's taxonomy places the organism in Eukaryota, Metazoa, Platyhelminthes, Trematoda, Strigeidida, Schistosomatidae.
GGACAAGGUCACAGUUGGCGGUCAUUCGACCGUCAAGUUGCUGUCAUCAUGGCAAGCUUAUUUCGGAAAGGAACAAUUUCUAAGGAUCCAAAGCUACAACAGGAUUUAGAGCGUUAUUAUAAAAUACGAGCAGCUGCCUGUCGUAUUUUAUCAAUUGCUCAAAAUCCAUUACAACGAUUGGAUGCAGCUAAAACUCUGCUUGUCAGUCAUGCACAGUUACUCAGUUGUAUGCGACUAAUUCAAAGGGAGAAAGUUGAAGAUGCUUUACUUGCAAAUUCACUGUCUCCAAAUUCAUUGUUGAAAGAAAUACCCAUCAUUAAUGGAACAGUUUUACGAAAAACGUGUUUUGCUCGGCCAGGAUAUGCUCAGUUGUGCCUAUCAGAUGUGCGUAUUCCGUUAAUAUGGCGUAAUUUAACCCCUGGCACCAAUAUGAAUUUGGCUAUGCAACAGUUGUUCCCUCAGUCUUCCAGUCUCGUAAGUGGUCUACUACCUACGGCUAUCAGUGCUUCUGGAGACAGUAUCGAUAAAGUAGAUGCUGGGGAUCAAUGCGAUGGCUAUAGUUUAUUUUGUACAAUUCAAGUUGGUCAUGUGAUCCGUGAUACUCGACUAAUCUUUGAUAUCAAACCUGGUACAGCUGAUAUAGAAUUUAAUGAUAAGUGGACUUUUGAUGAUGUCACAUCCGAAUUUGAAUGCAUAAUUGAAAUUUAUGCUUUCCCUAAAGGAGGUAAUAAAAGCAGUUCAUUAUUCUCAAGACGUCGAUUUUCACCAGUCUACGAAACUGGGAAAAAAGUUAUAGAUCAGAGUGAUAUGAAUUCUACUUCACCACUUGGUCAGAAUUCGUCUCAGUAUUUCGACUUGAUUGGUCGGUGUGUAGCUACCUUAAAAGAUGUCCAGAAUAAAGUCUCUUCGCAUACGCUAGAUAUGGGUAGUCAACUGUUACAUUCACGAGAGUCUAAAAACUCCUCGUCGAUGCUGUCUGAUACGAGUACAACUACUACUAGUCAAAGAAAUUUUCUAUCCAAUGAUCAUCAUCAGUUGAAUGAAACCUCUGAGUUGUGCGAUCUUCCAUUAUUUGGUAAUAUUUGUUAUCGUCUUGUUGCACAACCUCAUUCAGCUAAAAUACCAUUAAAGUCUGGUUAUCUGUGGAUACGUAAAUUAACUCCGUCACCUGUGCAAGCGCCUAUGAUGCUGUAUCGUUGUGAUCUUCGUGAUCGUUAUCUCACUGCUAUUCUAAUCAAUAAUACCAGUUUUCGUGAAGACAUAAAUUCACAGGAAUUUUCCCCACUAAAUCAUGCAAGUCAGAAGUCAAAAUGUCAAGAGCAUAGAAUGGUGAAUCAUGCAUUUAAAACUCCAAACAGCAUUCCAGUCAAUGAUAAUUCUUACGAUAAACCAGCUGUUCCAUCAAAAGACGAUUCUUAUGCAAAUAAUGAUCACUUGAAAAUUCCUGAAUUGUCUUCAACUCCAGCUACUUCUGGUGACAUAGUAUCAUUUUCUGAAUAUUCUGAUAAUAAUAAUAACUCAUUAAGUCCUGAAACACACAGAGUCCCAUUAUCAUUACCUCAAAGUCGUCGCUGUCCUGAUUUAAUGAUACCUAUUCAUCCGAAAACACGUUUUCUUGACUCCCAACCGAUUCUACGGCAGAUUGACUUAGCUAGAUCUGAAGAGAUCAGUGAAUCGACGAAUACCUCCAAAGAUGAUUUCAAUACAUCGAAUAAGUGUUCUAUAUCUUCGCCGACGAAUGGAUCACAAUCAAAUCUCAAUCACCUUCAUCCAUGUGUAAAUCAUAACUCAUCGCUGGAGGAAAGAAAACGCGCAUUGUCAACAGUAGACAUAUCAUGUUUAUCUGAUACUUCCCAAUUAGAUGAUUCUUUAUACACACAAUCGUUUUUCUCUGCAUGCAAGGCAAGAUUAUUAACCUCUCAGUCUGUUGAUAAUCUUUGGACUCCAUCGAAAACUGAGCAGUUUGAAAAACCACACAAUAAAACUGCCUUCAGAUUAAAGUCCAGUGAUACACCGAAACAGUUAUCUAGUCGACCGAUGACAAAGUCAACAGAUGGUCUAACUUGGAAUACGGUUAAAAGUGAAUCUUCAUCAAGACAUUCACCAUCUCCAGUAAACAAACAAUGUCAAAAACGAUUAAUUAGUCCUGUUGAUACAAGAAAGCGGAUGAAUCGAAUCUCGCGUUCCGUAGAACCUGUUCGUAGGCUUUUUCCUAAUGAAAAGUCUACUUGUAAUGGUAAUAUUAGUAGCUCACUUGACGUUACUGAAUUUAGAAAACUCCGGCUAAUAUCACCACAAUCAUCUUUGGCUAGCUCACAAAUGUCAACAAAUGAUAUUGUCAAAGAUAAAAGAAUGCCUUAUUUAAAUAAACUACAAGUAUUUUCAUCUCAGUUACUGACAUUUCGAAUUGCUACGUGUCCCCUAAGUGAAAAACGUUCAACUGAUAACAGUAAUUUAUCACCAAUAGAACAGCAUAAUCUUUCCACUGAAGUUUUUGAAUUCACGGUAACAAAAAUGCUUGAUAAUGAUUCCUUCCAGUCGUGUGAUUCCACUGCUUCAGUAUGUUGCGAAAAUGAUGAGAAAGAAAUUGCUUCUUGGUUCGCGUCUUUGAAAAGUCAUAUACAAGAACAAGAGCUUUGGGGUUCUGAAGCCUUCUCUGAAAGUAUCAAUAUUCCUAAGAAGACACCACAGUCGAUUCGCAAUACAAGUGCUCGUCGGUCAGUUGCAAUCCCCAAUGACUUUUCGAUUCGAGUAAAUUACUGAACUUCCCUUCAGUAAAACAUAAUGCUGCAUUGCCAUGUGCUUACUUUGUAAUUAUACAUAAAUAGGUUAUUUUAUUGUUUUACUUCCAAAAGGUGUUUCUUAUUCCUGCUUGUUAAAUUGAAUGAUUUUUUUAAUUUUAAGUUUAGUUUUCUUUGUGUAAAUAUGUUCAAUAGAGUAAUUCCUUUUUCUGUAUCAGUAUUUUUGCUUUCAACAGUUUCUUAUUUUGUGUUUUACUGUCCUCAUGUUAUUUCUUUUUUCUGUAAAUUGAUUAUUGUUUUCAUUCUCUUGCGUUCCGCCUGGAACGUCGUGCUUCAAACUUUGAGCUUUGAAGUUUUACCAGUAACAGUGACUGACUGACUGGUUUCAACGUAAAACUUUGCACAGAUGUGCAGCAGUUCGAGCUGCCACAUUCCAUGUAACAAACAAUGGCAAAUCACAAAGAGUUAAUGCAUCUGUGCCUUUGAGAACAAUUUUGAGCCAUCUCACCAAUUGUAUCCAGCCGUCAUUGGUUCUUACCAGGCCGAGGACCCCAACCAAGGAGUCUACAUCUCCCGACGUGGUUGACGUGAACUAAAUGUUAUGUAUUUCAUUGACUGAUGCUAUGUUUUCACUUGACCACCACUGCCUCUUUUCCAACGUGAUUUAUCGUAUAUCAGCUAACAUUACCCGUUGCUGAGGUAGAAGACGGAUGCCUAGGCAUACAUAACAUAAGUUCUAACCAUCUCAAUCGGUUUAACUUCACCCUAUUAUACCACUUCACACUGGAAAUAGAACACAGACACUUAUAAUCAAAGACAACUAGCCUUUUCAUGUUCUCCACUCUCAAUGGCCAGUUGUCACAUCCAUUAAAGGAGGACGGAGUGGACUGAGGAGCAGUACACCUGCCCUUUGGUUGACAGCCAGCCGGAUAUCACAUCUACGCCAGAGACGGCGUAAACUGGUAUAUACGAAACUAGCCCUCUGUAUCCGUGCUGAGAUUUCGUCAGCGAUCAACCCGUUAGCACUGGCUGAUGCAACUUCCCAAAUAAGUGAAGCGGUCAACGUGCUCUACCACUUCACUCCCUAUUUCUAAGCUAGGAGUCAGUUUAUGUUCAGUCCUGUAACAUCAUCUUACAUUUGGUGUUGGAGCGAAUCGCAUGCCAAACAUUCAUAGAUUGCAGCUGAAGGUGUUCAGAAGACUCUGCUCUAUUUUUUCAGUGUCUUCAUCACCUAGAAGGACUAUAUCGUCUGCAUAUUCUAAGUCAACGAGA